GAUCCAACCCUGGCACCGAAUUUCACCUCCCCUGCAGCCAUGGCUGGGCUGGAGGGUCCUGCGGUGCAUGGCACAGCCCAGGGAUUUAGAGGGUUUUGUGUCUGGCAACGGGCGUGAGAUGCAGCUCGGCCCUCGUGCAAGCCUGGGCUUGCUGGGUGCCCUGGGCCCGGGCAGGAGGGGCUGAGCGCCUGCGGGAAUGGUGCUGUGGUGCACAAAAGGUGCUCAGAUGUAUUGAUAAGGCAAGGCUUCUGGUACUUUAAAUAGCUUUUAACCUGGUACCAUGAGCCAGGUCGUCUGGUUCAUGCUUCCUGGCGUCAGAGACUGAAAAUAUUGGGAAGUGUUGCCGACGCAUCUGGAGGGAUGGUGUCGCAAGCCAAGGCUGCCUCUAACCUUGGCAGCAGGGGAUUUUUUGCGAAGGAGGAAGCUCGUCAGAAAGCCCGAGCAGAGCCAGGAAAGUGCUGAGUUCAGAGAUUCGGUUUGUGUGGUCACGAUCGUCCCAGGGGCGCAUGCGGCUCCCACUGAGGAGGCGGCAGCUCAGGGAGAAACGAUGAGCGGUUGAGGACGGUGCCGGUCCGAAGGCACGUGGCGUCCCUGGGCGCUGAUACAGGGCAGGCGGCCGUGCUGGGGACGCUCCGGUGCCCAGUGACCUGACCCCGGAGGAGUGCCAGGAGCUGGAGAACAUCCGCCGCCGCAAGCAGGAGCUGCUGGCUGACAUACAGCGGCUGAAAGAUGAGAUAGCAGAAGUGACAAAUGAGAUCGAGAACCUGGGGUCCACGGAGGAGAGGAAGAACAUGCAGAGGAACAAGCAGGUGGCGAUGGGCAGGAAGAAGUUCAACAUGGAUCCCAAGAAGGGCAUCCAGUUCCUGAUCGAGAACGACCUGCUGAAGAACACAUGUGAGGAUAUCGCUCAGUUCCUUUACAAGGGAGAGGGCCUCAACAAGACAGCCAUCGGUGACUACCUGGGCGAGAGGGACGAGUUCAACAUCCAAGUGCUGCAUGCCUUCGUGGAGCUGCAUGAGUUCACUGACCUCAACCUCGUGCAGGCCCUGCGGCAGUUCCUGUGGAGCUUCCGGCUGCCCGGGGAGGCGCAGAAGAUCGACCGGAUGAUGGAGGCCUUUGCCCAGCGGUAUUGCCAGUGCAACCCCGGCGUCUUCCAGUCCACAGACACCUGCUACGUGCUCUCCUUCGCUAUCAUCAUGCUGAACACCAGCCUGCACAACCCCAAUGUCAAGGACAAACCCACAGCAGAGCGCUUCAUUGCCAUGAACCGUGGCAUCAACGAUGGGGGGGACCUACCUGAGGAGCUGCUCCGGAAUCUCUAUGAGAGCAUCAAGAAUGAACCCUUCAAAAUCCCCGAGGAUGACGGCAAUGACCUCACCCACACGUUCUUCAACCCCGACCGGGAGGGCUGGCUCCUGAAGCUCGGAGGAGGCAGGGUGAAGACGUGGAAGCGACGUUGGUUCAUCCUGACCGACAACUGCCUUUACUACUUCGAGUACACGACGGAUAAAGAGCCCCGUGGCAUCAUCCCCCUGGAGAACCUGAGCAUCCGCGAGGUGGAGGACUCGAAGAAGCCCAACUGCUUUGAGCUCUACAUCCCCGACAACAAGGACCAGGUGAUCAAGGCCUGCAAGACGGAGGCGGAUGGACGGGUGGUGGAGGGGAACCACACCGUGUACCGCAUCUCAGCCCCCACGCCCGAGGAGAAGGAGGAGUGGAUCAAGUGCAUCAAGGCAGCCAUCAGCCGGGACCCUUUCUACGAGAUGCUGGCCGCCAGGAAGAAGAAGGUGUCCUCCACCAAGAGACACUAGCCACCUCCGCUGGCCCCGCGAGGCCGGCGCGAGGCCGGCACGCCCCCGGCAGCCCCAGUAUCUCCCCUCCUGGAGGGCUGCAGGGCCGGGGCCGCACUGCAGCCUGGCCCUCAGGGCCCAGGACCCAGCUUCAGCUUCACAGUUUCUUUACCGUGGGGGAAGGGAGGGGGCAGAGGCAUCUCGGUGGCUCUGGCCCCCCCAUCACUGCCUCAUCUCCAGGACAGCGCCUUCAUGGGCUGGAGCUGGGACAGCGACACCCCUGCACGCAGGGACCCCCGUCCUGCCCCGGGCUUGGCUGCAGAUCGGGGACCGCCGCCUGUGUGUACCGUCCUCCCCUGCCGCCUCGGCCAGCUGGGGCACUGCGGGCACCCUCCCUGCUCCCAGUGCCCCCAGCAAGCGUGCAGCUGCACAUGGCGCUGGGUCCCCCGCAGCAUCCGUGUCCUGAAGCACUUGGGGUGUCCCGUCGUGAAGGAUGAAUGGCUGGCGGUUAAUGGCUGGCGGUUUUGGGGUGUGCUGCAGGUGCAGGGGUGAAGGGCGGCUGGGGGUGGCCCCGCAGAGCCCCGACUCUGGCCCUCGUUGUAGCGGGCCUGGGUCUGUCCUGGGCUCCCCCAUGCUGCCACCUUGGACCCUCCCGGCUGUUCCUGGGGACGGUCCCCACGGGCGCAGGGAGGGCUGAGGGGCAGGGACUUGUCACCGUCACCGUGUGCAGUGGUGCCACAUGGGGCACAGACACGUUCUCGCCCAGCCGUGGGGUGCUGGAGCUCGGAUGAGGGCCCCGGUCUGGUAGCACUGGGUGGCAUCGCCCCAGAACGUCCUUGCAGCACGACCCCCUCGGCAAGGAGCAGGGCAGGCCGUGCCGGGGUGGCCGUCGUCUCCUCGAGCACAAGCCCUCGCUCCGAGCCGGUGGUGGGACAUGCCCGGAGCCUGCACCAGGGCUGGCUGCUGUCGCGGGGGUCUGGCCAGGCCGGGGGCUGCAGUCCCCCGCCUCUGCCUUGCAAACGCCACGUCUUGUCCUGUUCCCCCGGCCACCGCGCACGGUCUGGAGAGAGGUGCCUGGAUCAGUAUUAGUCUAUUUAUCAGAGGUGUAAAUACUCCUGUAUAGUUUUCUCCUUUUAGAUUAUUUUGUAUGUCAGGUCGUUCUGUGCAGAGGCCUCUCCAGAGGGCGAGGGGUGGCAGCAUUUUUUAUUCUAACUUUUUUUUUUUUUUUUUUUUUUUGCCACGGCCUUGUGAACUAGUUCUGAGGAUCUGCAGCAAAUAAACACCGAACCGCGCUCA
Molecule: messenger RNA, 3086 nt
Organism: Grus americana (Whooping crane)
Lineage: Eukaryota; Metazoa; Chordata; Aves; Gruiformes; Gruidae
Gene: CYTH1
Product: cytohesin 1
Exons: 13
Coding region: 792-1811 (339 amino acids)
Biological process (GO): regulation of ARF protein signal transduction
Molecular function (GO): guanyl-nucleotide exchange factor activity
Source: RefSeq, a predicted model, not a curated record